CGAAAAGGUGUAUUUUGUACGGGUACCCGGUACCCGGCAUUUUCUUAUCGGUUCUCAUCUGGAACCGAGUUUCGGUUCCCAACCCUAGUAACGGGUUAGCAGAGAGAGGGGUACAGACAUUUAAAAGGAUGAUGAAAAAAUGUCCAGAAGGCACACUGACAGCCAAAGUAGCCAAAGUGUUAUUUAGUUAUCGUGUGACUCCUCAGACUACAACAGGUCUGUCACCAGCAGAGCUGCUUCUCGGGAGGAAGCUACGUUGCUGUUUGGAUUAAAUUCAUCCAGAUCUGUGCAUGAAGGUGAAAGAAAAGCAGGAAAGACAAAUAAGAGAUCAUGACAAAAAGGCUAAGGGGCGCUGGUUCAAAACAGGUGACUCAGUGCUGAUGAGAAACUUCAGUCUUGGACCCAAGUGGAUUCCAGGAAUCAUAGAGUCAGUGACAGGGCCAGUGUCAUAUAAAGUGAUGCUGGGUGAUGGGAGAGUAGUCAGGAGACAUGUGGACCAGAUUCAUGCUCACCACCAAAGACCAGAAAAAGACCAUGAAAGACAACAGACUGACUCGACUCAGCUAAGUCAGGCAGCCAAAAAAAGAGAGACAUGGCAGGACGUUGAGAAUGUGGUGCUCAGUGGGGACGAGUUGGAAGAGCCAGCAGCUACAGAAGCUGCAGCAGCAGAGAGGGUCCAUGGAACUGUGGAAAAUACAAGUCCAGGGAAGAGACAGUCAAAAAGAGAGACCAAGUUACCCAGUUACCUUAAAGACUUCCAGCUGAGCUAAGAAGGGAAUAGAUAAUACUGUUGUGAGGUUGUGAGUCACCUGUUAGUUUUAAUAAAAAAAAUAAAAAAAUGUUACAGUGUUACAAUGUUCCUGUUGGAUGUAUAUAACCUGCUUGAAGGGAAGGGGAUGUUGUAAGAUCAUAUCAUUGCAUGUUAGUUCACCAGUCCACUAGGUGGCACUGUGACAUUUAAGUUGUUGCCGUUCCAUAAGCAUAGAAGAGGACCUGGGAGCUAUGUUGUUAUGCUAAGUAUGUGGUGAACCGGAGUCGCAGUUCGGCGCUACCAGAAACCAAUAAACUCCACUAUGCUCACCAGCAGCCUCCUUGCUGCCAGUAUGAAAGAGAAGCCCCUCUCCUCUCUGUGCACCCCCGCUCUGGUGGUGGAUGUGGACAAAGUGAAGAGAAAUGCCCUGAGGAUGAUCGAGCGCUGUCAGAAACUGGGGGUCCAGCUUCGGCCCCACAUGAAGACCCAUAAAACCCUUGAGUGUGCUGACAUCAUGACAGGUGGAUCACGGAGGUGCAUCGUGGUCUCCACACUGGCAGAGGCCUGUUUCUAUGCCGACCAUGGGUUUGAUGACAUCCUCUAUGCAUACUCUCUUCCCCUUGAUAAGGUGGAGCGCUGUGCCGACCUCUCAGAGAGGCUGGAUCUCUUCCAGAUUUUACUGGAUCAUCCUCAUGCUCUGGAUGAGCUCAAAAAGAGACCCCUGAGAGACGGUCGGCUGUGGCACGUCUGGCUCAAACUGGACUGUGGUAAUGGGAGAGCUGGGGUCCUGCACUCGCAGCCUGAGGCGAUCAGCUUGGCUCAGGCCAUCGUUGGGACGAAAGGUGUGGAGCUAACAGGAGUGUACGUUCACUGUGGGAACAGCUAUAACUGCAGAGGAGUGGAGCAGAUUCAGGCCGUCGCCCAGGAAACCACUGACCUGACUCUGCAAUUCAUGGAAAAACUGAAGGCUUCUGGGAUCACCUGUAAGUCCAGCAUUGGCUCCACCCCUUCCUGUAGUCACCCAGUAAAAGACAUGGGGAAGCUCAGCGAGGUGCAUCCUGGGAACUAUGGAUUCUACGACGUGCAGCAGUCUGUGAUUGGCUCGUGUACUCUGGAGGAAGUGGCUGUGAAGGUUCUGACGAGAGUCAUCGGACACUGUCCUCACAGGAACCAACUCCUGAUCGACUGUGGAUGGUGCGGACUCAGUCAAGACGGAGCUGGAAAACUUCCCACUGGAUAUGCUGUGAUCGAAGGACACCCAGACCUCAAGUUGUUGUCUAUGACCCAGGAGCACGGUCGAGUGGAGCCCAUCUCAGGGCCGCUGGACUACAGUAAAUUUCCCCUGGGCUUUCUGCUCACACUGAUCCCCUACCAUUCGUGUGCAACUGCAGUGAUGCAUCCUGUGUACCAUGUGCACUCUGAGGGCCGUCUGCUGGGCAAGUGGAUCCCGACACGCGGGUGGUGAACAGAUAGCUAACUUGUCAAUCAUGUCAUUUGUAAUUAAUCCCAGAAUAUAAGUGUAGAGAUUUUCCAAAACCACUGAUUUAAUAACACUUUGCGUACUAUGUAGACCUCCCUAAUGUUUUUGUAUGUGAAGCAAUUUGAUGAAAAAUAAACACAUGUAUAUGCUUUUAAAUGUUUAAAUGAAUAAAAGCUGUAGCACUA
Gymnodraco acuticeps is the source of this 2416-nucleotide messenger RNA. RefSeq lists its product as uncharacterized. The record is from RefSeq and is a predicted model, not a curated record. Gene Ontology annotation, biological process: D-serine catabolic process. NCBI's taxonomy places the organism in Eukaryota, Metazoa, Chordata, Actinopteri, Perciformes, Bathydraconidae. Gene Ontology annotation, molecular function: D-serine ammonia-lyase activity. The transcript is spliced from 10 exons. The coding region runs from base 1074 to 2216 and encodes 380 amino acids.